CAGCUCUCUUGGUGUUUUGUGGUGAGCCCAGCUGAAGGGCUGUGACGACUGGAACGCUCUGAGCCUUCACUGCACCAGCAACGGGAGGAGGAUUUGGCUCAUCACUAAAGCUUCAAUUAGAGAGUGGUAUAAUUGCUCUGUUGUUCCUCCUAGUCUGCAGGAAGGCACAGUACCAAUUGAUACUUUAUUGCCUGCUCUUUCACAAUGAAGGCCAUGGAGGAUCAAGUAGUCCAAGAAGAAUCUGGAUACCAGGAUGAUGAGGAAUCCUUUUUUCAGGACAUUGAUCUGCUACAAAAGCAUGGGAUUAACAUGGCAGAUAUUAAAAAACUGAAGUCAGUUGGGAUCUGCACUAUCAAAGGAAUCCAGAUGACAACAAGACGAGCACUGUGCAGUGUAAAAGGGCUUUCAGAGGUCAAAGUGGACAAGAUUAAAGAAGCUGCAAAUAAGCUGAUUGAGCCAGGCUUCCUAACUGCAUUUGAGUACAGUCAAAAACGGAAGAUGGUAUUUCAUAUUACUACUGGCAGCCAGGAAUUCGACAAACUUCUAGGUGGUGGGAUUGAAAGCAUGGCAAUCACUGAGGCCUUUGGAGAGUUUCGGACAGGCAAAACACAGCUGUCUCAUACCCUUUGUGUGACAGCUCAGCUGCCGGGGCCCGACGGCUACACGGGUGGAAAGAUUAUCUUCAUUGAUACUGAAAACACUUUCCGACCAGACCGCCUCCGUGACAUUGCUGACCGUUUCAACGUUGACCACGACGCAGUCCUUGACAACGUGCUCUAUGCACGUGCAUACACGAGUGAACAUCAGAUGGAAUUGCUUGACUAUGUAGCAGCCAAGUUCCACGAGGAAGCUGGUAUCUUCAAGCUACUGAUCAUUGACUCCAUCAUGGCACUCUUCCGUGUGGAUUUCAGUGGUCGUGGAGAGCUGGCUGAACGGCAACAGAAACUCGCUCAGAUGCUGUCCAGGCUCCAAAAAAUAUCAGAAGAAUAUAACGUGGCUGUGUUUGUGACCAAUCAGAUGACCGCUGAUCCAGGAGCAACUAUGACCUUUCAGGCAGACCCAAAGAAGCCCGUUGGGGGCCACAUCCUUGCUCAUGCUUCAACUACCCGAAUUAGUUUGAGGAAAGGGAGAGGGGAGCUGCGUAUUGCAAAGAUAUACGACAGUCCUGAGAUGCCUGAAAACGAAGCCACAUUUGCAAUAACUCCUGGAGGGAUUGGAGAUGCCAAAGAAUAGGCAGAAAACUCAUGUACAUCAGCUGUACAUGCAAACGUACAGCUGAUAACCACCAAGGCAGUUAGUUGGGAUGAAGAUUUGUGCAAGGUUGCUGUCUCCCCGACUGCAUUUUUAUCUUCUUGGAACAAUUUGAGAGGUUUUGGGAUAAACUGCGUGCUUCGGUGUUAUUCAUCUUAACAGAAGUUGGUUCAUUUUCAAUUGACAAUAAAUAGCUGAUGGAAACGGCAAUGGCAGGAGCAAGAGCCCAGGAACUUUGUGGAGUUUCACGUACAGAAGGAUGGAAAAUUAAAAAUGACCUGAAAUACUUUCAUGUUGACCAGAUUAUUUAUUAAUGCACUUUUACUUUUUGGAGAGAAUGACCUCAAGUUUACACAAUAAUAAAGAUGUAACAUCAG
This is a messenger RNA of Centrocercus urophasianus (Greater sage-grouse), 1628 nucleotides long. It is a transcript of the gene DMC1, whose product is annotated as DNA meiotic recombinase 1. The record is from RefSeq and is a predicted model, not a curated record. Gene Ontology annotation, biological process: DNA strand invasion; DNA recombinase assembly; mitotic recombination. Bases 205 to 1233 code for a protein of 342 amino acids. The transcript is spliced from 15 exons. NCBI's taxonomy places the organism in Eukaryota, Metazoa, Chordata, Aves, Galliformes, Phasianidae. Gene Ontology annotation, molecular function: single-stranded DNA binding; double-stranded DNA binding; ATP hydrolysis activity. Gene Ontology annotation, cellular component: condensed nuclear chromosome; nucleus.